This is a messenger RNA of Notodromas monacha, 1089 nucleotides long. NCBI's taxonomy places the organism in Eukaryota, Metazoa, Arthropoda, Ostracoda, Podocopida, Cyprididae. The record is from the annotation of a GenBank genome assembly.
UGUCUAUUUGCAGAAUGCUGCAUCUCAGUGUGGAUUUAGUGGGGAUGGCAGGGAAUCCCUCAGAGUUUGUGUUGCUUUCCUGAUCUAUACUGCUCACUGAAACAGCCUCAGGAAACUGAAUAAGCCCUUCAAUUGUAUAGUCCCAAAAAGAAGUCCUGCAGAGUCAGCAUUAUGGGGCUCCACAGAGUGCUUCUUUUGACUGCCAUCUUGUUUAUUGUUUCUGAUGGUGACUGCAAGAACUGCAAAGGUCCCAACUGUAUGUCAUGGAAGCUUUUGCAAGACAUGCACCGCAUGAUGGUCAUGCCCACCACUGGAAUGUCAACCAGCCCCACCACCACCACCACCACCACCACCACCACCACCAAAAGACUCACCAAACCAUGGAACAUUCCCAGGAUAAGGAUGCUGCUGGAUAGGCAACUACACAGAAACAUUCCCAAUGGAAUAGAGCAACCAGAACACUUACCUGCUCAAGUGGAGCCUGGAGUGUUCAGGAUCUACCCUGCUGGGCAGACCAAGCCUCCCAAGGACAAUUUGUACAACCAUAAACCCUUGGAGUCUAUUGAUGAAGACUUUUACCAGGUUGAAUGAUCCCUAUCAUAUGUUUAGCACCACUAUAUGCAGAUGAGCACACCCAGCAUUUCCUGGAUAAGAAACAUGGUUAUCCUGAAAGUGGCAUCACUGGAUCAGGAUUGGACACUGGCAGUUUUUGCUGCUGCCACUAAUGGAGCAAAACACAGUCAGUGCCACAUCAACUACUUGCUGUACCAAGCCCAGUUCACCACCACAGCAAGCACUACCAGGGCCAGCACCCCUCCAAUGCCCAUCACCACUCCAGCUCCUGUGAGACAACCUGCAAAGAAACCACAAAGCCAUAGGAUGGUGGGCUUGCUUGAUGGUCUCAUCAAGAGGAUGAGGAAAGUGGUGGACAUGCACCACAGACAACAAGCAUAUCCUGAAAUUGAGGAUUAUGGCAACCUGGAUGGAGAUUACUUAGAAUUGACCAGACCUGCAAAGGCAAAGGCAAGAGCAAGGGCCAGGAUCCUCAGAGGCUUGACACUGUGUCCUCAACUUUAUGAUGAUGAAUGA